GAGAAAGCGGGGAGAGAGACAGACGGAUUCAGAGAGAGUGCCAAAGUGCGAUGAGUGAGGGCAAGAGUGGAACACAGUAGUUGUGAAGAGUUUGAAUUUGAAUUUCAGAGGGAAACGCAACAUAGGCUAGAGAGACCGAGAGAGAGAGAGAGAGAGAGAGAGACACACACACACGCACGCACACACACAACUGAGGGGUGUGUCAUAGCAAUUUAGUUCCUCAAGGAAGUACAACUCAACAUUAUCUUAAGACAGUGUGGCACUGACAGAAGCGCUGCAGGAGGGCUGUUUUCUUUUAGGGUUUUGGUUCUGCUCGUGCUAAAGAUGAAAGGAUCUUGUUAAAUCAACCGGCCUGUGCCGUCAACCUGAGAUACAGAGCAGAGGGAGAGAGAGAGAUCUGACACAGACACGGAGGGAGGGGGACUCAGCACACACACAGCCAACCAUGGACGCCUUCAGUUCCAAGGACAUGGCCAUGAAGGCCCAGAAAAAGAUCCUCAGCACCAUGGCCACCAAAAGCUCUGUGCAAAUGUUCAUUGAUGACACCACCAGUGAGAUCCUGGAUGAACUGUACCGCAUCUCCAAAGAGUACUCUGGAAAUAAACCUGAAGCUCAGAAAGUCAUUAAAAACCUGAUCAAGAUUGCGGUGAAGAUCGGCGUGCUGUUCAAAAACAACCGCUUCAGCAAAGAAGAGCUGGGAGUGGCCCAAGAAUUUAAGAAAAAGCUGCACCAAGGGGCCAUGACAGCUAUCAGCUUCUAUGAGGUGGACUUUACCUUUGACAAGGCAGUGAUGGCAGAACUUCUGACGAGCUGCAGGGACCUGCUGCUGAAGCUGGUCAACACCCACCUCACCCCUAAAUCCCACGGUCGCAUCAACCAUGUCUUCAACCAUUACUCUGACACAGAGCUCCUGACCAAACUUUACGACCCCAGCGGCCCCUUCCGACCCAACCUCACCAAGAUCUGCAAAGGACUCAACAAAUUGGUGGAAGAAGGCACAAUAUGACGGAGAAACAACAAAAUGUCAGUCAGACACUGGGAGAUCUACAGGCACACGCAGCUAAGACUCUGAACUUUUGGAGAAAAUUGGUCUUACUGCUGCUGAGGACUGGCAACAUAAGACAAGUGAUUUGAGAACAGUACUGCUGCCCCAUUGUUCUCAAAGAACAUGUGGGAUAUAAAUAAAGUUGGUUGAGUCAUUCCUCAAGUUUUUUUUUUUUUUUUUUUUAUGUUUAGAGAUGAUAUAUAUUGUAAAAUUGUGAUCUGUAUUUGUCUUUUCAGACAAAGUUCACAGAAACCAAACUUGAAUAUCAACUGGUUUAUAUUAUAUCUGCUGUUCUAUUACAUAAUGAAAUGUCAUCCAAUGUUUAAUAUUUGAAAUGUUUUAUUCAUAACUACUGAUGUUAUGUAUUAUGCAGAGGGGGAGUGAAUACAGCCGGAAAGACCGCAUAAAGAGAACAGUCCAGGGAACAAUGCCACUGUAAUACAGCACUGCCAUCUGGUGGUCAAAAUCAUGCAUCAGCAACCCAAUAUACUGCAUUUACUGAAACAUCCAGAAGGACAAUGCAGACAAUAAUAAAGCAAAUAACCUCAGAGAGGACAAUUACUCCCACCAUUACUUUGCAGUUUCAAAACAUGUUUCGAAGCAUCACCACUCUUACAUGGUGUUGACUGCGUGAGUUUGAAUGUUAAUCCUAUAAUUCAUGUUUUUCUGAGAAAUGGAUCACAGUCAUUGGCUGACAUGUUAUUCUUUGGUUUUCUGUGAUAAAGACAUUGAAUUUCAAAAGACAAGGGAAAGUCAAGUCCUGACUAGACAUUCCACCUCAUAUAAUAGCCAAAUACUGUAAUAACUGCAUAGUGAUUUUCCUUUGUGCAAGCAAUAAUAUGGAACAAAGUCAGUUACAGUUUUUAAAGAUCAAAUGCUAAUGAGACUUACCUUUUUGAGCGCCAAGAUAGCUCAACCUUGUAAGACAAAUGUGGACAAACAUACACUUAGGCCUGAACCUAAACACCUGGGAUCAAUUUUUUUUUGUUUUAUUUUAAAAUGAACUAUACAAAACAUAAAUGAAAUGAACCAAAAACAUUCCCAUA
Molecule: messenger RNA, 2091 nt
Organism: Seriola dumerili (greater amberjack)
Lineage: Eukaryota; Metazoa; Chordata; Actinopteri; Carangiformes; Carangidae
Gene: tnfaip8l2b
Product: tumor necrosis factor alpha-induced protein 8-like protein 2
Exons: 3
Coding region: 446-1006 (186 amino acids)
Biological process (GO): regulation of apoptotic process
Cellular component (GO): cytoplasm
Source: RefSeq, a predicted model, not a curated record